Salvelinus namaycush (lake trout) is the source of this 3264-nucleotide messenger RNA. RefSeq names its product cell cycle progression 1 (gene ccpg1). Bases 150 to 2795 code for a protein of 881 amino acids. The transcript has 11 exons. Gene Ontology annotation, cellular component: membrane. Lineage: Eukaryota; Metazoa; Chordata; Actinopteri; Salmoniformes; Salmonidae. The record is from RefSeq and is a predicted model, not a curated record.
GCGCUGAUUGUGUUGUUGUUGAAUUAAAAUCGAUGAAGCUGUGAGGGCGCAAUUGUGACUGCAAUAUCAAGAAUCGUUUGCAGAAAUUCGCACUUUCUACGUUGGAAACUUACUGGUGUGCUCCAUUAUUUUUACCAGCUGGCGGAGCCAUGUCAGAGAGCUCAAGUGACACAGAGUCCUCCUGUGGGUGGACUAUCAUAAGUAAUGAAGGUUCAGAUAUUGAGGCCCUGGGGCCAGAGAACGGCCUGGAAUGUGGAUCUGAUCUCCCAGAGAGCGCAGUGCUGGAGCCAGAGCUGCUGCAGAACCAACCCACCUCUCUCUCUGCUGAGUUCACUGAGGAGAGGGGCGAGUCAUCUCUUGAUGCCACUCUAAAAGAAGAAACCAUAGAUGAAACAUUGUCUGCUUCUGAGGCUGGAGGUGAGGUGGCCGGGGACGAGCAAGUGACUCUGUGCUCCUCCAGUGACCACUCUGACAUUGUGACUCUGGUGGACACGAGGGAGACUGAGCUCGGGCCUUGGGAUGAGCAGACGGUGGAGGAGGAAGAGGGAGCAGUCAGUGAGGAGCUCUACCUGGGCACCUCUUCCAGCAGCCAGUACACCUUCAGCGCAGCAGAGACUGUUUUCCCUGCGGAGCAGCCUGUGGUUGCAGACUCCAGCAGCAGUGAGGAUGAGGGAGGAGAGCAGGUCACCCCAGUAGUGCGGAGGCGCAGGGUGAGGAAGAGCACCACUAGCUCUGUGCCUGAGCCUGGAGAGGAGGUGCAGGAGUCUGGCCACAGUGACCGAGAGGAGACUCGAGAGGACCAGAAGGAGGUACAGGAGGAGGAGGUGCAGCAGGAACCUUGCGUUGCAGCCCGACCUCAAGGCCAUGUCAGCAGCACCCUUAACAAAUGUAUCCUACUAGCCCUCAUCAUCGCCAUCAGCAUGGGCUUUGGUCACUUCUAUGGCACAGUACAGGUUCAGGAGAGGCAGAAGAUUGUGGAGAAGCUCUGUGGAGUGAACGACCUUGGUAAUUCGAGAGAUCUGCAGCCUCAGUGUCAUAAAGGACCAAAUGUCAUCAGCAAGCAAUGCUCAGUGAGAACUCAUUUCACUAUUAUUCGUCAAGAAAAUCUAACUUCUGUGGACGUGGUUAAGAGUCUGAGAGAAGACCUAAAGGACAAGAGUGACAUGAUGCUGUCCCUCACAGGGAUUAUGGACAAGCUUACUAAAGAGAACCAGGAUCUCCGAUCCAAACAGGCCCAGCUACAGGCCCAGAAAGAAGACUUGGUCGUGAAACUGAAGCAGACUGGCGAAAAGAGGGUUAAGAUUGAGUCUAAGCAGAGUCACCUGAUGGUGGAGAACCAGCUGCUGAAGAGCUCCCUGGAGCGUGAGGAGGAGUCCCUGUCCACCCUUCAGGAGGAGCUGAGGAACCUGCGCUCCCAGAUCCGAGAACUGGAGGAGACUGGGGCCGGGGCAGACUCCAUACUGUCUGAGAACCAGAGGCUGAAGGACCACCUGGAGGAGGAGACGCAGCGCCUCCGCAGCUUCCUGAGCCAGAGGGAGGCCCUGAUGGCUGAGGCCCAGACGCUGAGGAGGGAGCUGGAUAAUGAGCGGAGGGUGACUGACCAGCUUAGGGAGCAGCUGAGCAGCCGCAACACCAGGGCUGGAGGAGAGGCCGACCCGGAGACAGAGGAGCUGCAGUCACGGCUCAUGGAGUUGCAGAAGAAGCUGAGCUUUGAGCAGCAGCGCUCUGACCUUUGGGAGAGGCUCUAUGUGGAAACCAAAGAGGAGCGGGCCAAGGGAGACGAGCAGGCCAAAGUCAAGAGGUCCAAGGAUGGCGUGAUAGGGAAGGUGAAAGACACUUUUGAUGCGGUGAAGAACUCCACCAAGGAGUUUGUGCACCAUCACAAAGAGCAGAUAACGAAAGCCAAAGAGGCUGUGAAGGAGAAUCUGAGGAAGUUCUCUGAUUCUGUGAAAUCCACCUUCCGCCACUUCAAGGACUCUGCUUCGCGUAUGAUGGACAAGACUUACCGGCCUCACGAUCGGAGGUUUCACGAGAGGAAGGAAGCCAAGACAGAGCAGCAGGAGUAUCAUAGAGACCAUGGAAACAAGCACUCAGAGGAGGAACCAUGGCAGCCCAUAACCCACAAGCCCCUGCAUCGUCACCCUCGUAAAUCCACUGAUGACUCUUUCCAGGCACACCGUAACACCCGGAAGUCAGGGGGUAAAGUUGAGGAGGACCCAGAGGCUGAGCCACAACAAAGAGGAGUGCCCAAAGGUUGCUCUGGGGUUUUCGACUGUGCCUACCAAGAAUCCAUGAGCCUCUUCAACAAAGCCAUGGACCCCAUAAGAGCAGAUGAGUUCAACCAGCUGCUUCACAGCUACCUCCAGCAGGAGGUUGACCACUUCCACCACUGGACUGAGCUGGAGAGCUUUAUUAACAAUUUCUUUCACAACGGCGUCUUCAUCCACGAUCAGAUGCUGUUCACAGACUUUGUUAGUGGUGUGGAAGGCUACCUGGAGGACAUGGAUGAGUACCAUGGCCACAACGAUGACGUCUUUGAAGAUCUUGAUGAGUAUGUCUACAGGCACUUCUUUGGAGAUACCUACUCAAAACGUUAUGGGUCAAGUAGACCCUUUGAAGUGCCAAAUACGGAUACUAAAGAAGAAAGACUAGCCAAGCAGCAGCAGCGCAAUCAGAGGGCCCGGCCCCGGUCACAAAGAGAGAGGAAGUGGAGCAGAGCAGGACGGAACACAGACAGACACAUGGCUGAUGUAAAAAUAGAGUUGGGUCCUAUGCCCUUUGAUCCCAAAUAUUGAGAAUAAUCUUACCUAAUGAAUCCGUUUUAAUAAUGGCUGAUAUUGUAGUUGCAAAGGCUAUUUAGGAUGUGUUUGAUGGAAAGCCUUUUCACUUCUUAUUCUUCUGUUUUUGUGAUUUUGCACAAUGUUCUUUUAACGCUGCCGAAUGUCCCCUUGCUUCCUGUGUUGUGUAAGCAAUCCUUAGGUUAGUGUCAAUGGUGGUGUAUCUGACUGCAUCUAAUCUCAUGCGCACAAAGAAAAUUAUUGCUGCAAUGAUUUAGCCAUGAAUUGUCUUUAAAUAUGACUAACUACAGCAAUUAAACAUGAGAAUACAGUAAGUAAAUCUGACAGUAGCUAACUCUAGUACACAUUCAUUGUCAUCAGGUCAGCUGUUUCAUGUUCUUUUUAAGAGCCAUCACUGACUAAUUUGCACAACAUUUCUUAUUUUUGGGCCUUGUUUAAAAAAAAUAAAAAAAAUAAUCUGUUACCA